Cyprinodon variegatus (sheepshead minnow) is the source of this 587-nucleotide messenger RNA. It is a transcript of the gene nmbb, whose product is annotated as neuromedin-B-like. Bases 58 to 465 code for a protein of 135 amino acids. The record is from RefSeq and is a predicted model, not a curated record. Gene Ontology annotation, biological process: positive regulation of hormone secretion; neuropeptide signaling pathway. Gene Ontology annotation, molecular function: neuropeptide hormone activity; neuromedin B receptor binding. Lineage: Eukaryota; Metazoa; Chordata; Actinopteri; Cyprinodontiformes; Cyprinodontidae. The transcript is spliced from 3 exons. Gene Ontology annotation, cellular component: neuron projection.
AAAAAAAUAUUUUAAAAAAACUGCGCUAAGGAGAACCGAUCCACAGUCCUGCUUGAGAUGAGAGGACUCACGCUUAGAAAUGUUUGCCACUGUGGCUUAUUUACUUAUCUCGUCUUGUUCUCUUUCAUGUCUUUGAGUGCUGCUGUCAGUUUCGACUUGACUGAGCUGAGGAAUAAAGUUGCGAAAAUCAAAGUAAAUCCUAGAGGCAAUCUUUGGGCAACAGGGCAUUUUAUGGGGAAGAAAAGUGUGAUGGAAACCCCUCUGCUGCCUUCCCCCGAGGAGCGGGCUGUGGGUGCGCUGGAAGUCAGUCUCCCGGCCGCGCAGAGCUCGCUUGGGGAGCUUUUCCAAGAGUUUCUGCGGGUGGCGUUAAAGGCGCAGGUGGACACAGACGAGAGCCGUUUGAAAAAUCAGGAAGCGGAGUUUCUAGCGAAGAUCUUAGAAAACUACAUCCAGAGCAAAAAGUGACGAUGAAGUUUGGCGGUGGCACGCAUGGACUGGAGACCUAAAAUGAUUUGCAAAUAAAAUAUCCAGAAACAAGCUAUUAUUUUUCUGCUCGUAAUGAUUAAAAUCUGCUGUAACCACCAACC